Messenger RNA from Erigeron canadensis, 969 nucleotides. RefSeq lists its product as uncharacterized. The record is from RefSeq and is a predicted model, not a curated record. The coding region runs from base 1 to 969 and encodes 322 amino acids. NCBI's taxonomy places the organism in Eukaryota, Viridiplantae, Streptophyta, Magnoliopsida, Asterales, Asteraceae. The transcript has 2 exons.
AUGCGUGACUACUUCGUUGAAGACUCAAAGUUUGACGAACCAUUUUUUCGUCAUCGUUUUCGCAUGAGCAAGAGGUUGUUUUUGAAGAUUGUUGGUGACAUUGAAGCUAAAUUUAGUUACUUUCAAGAGGGGUACGACGCACGGGGUAAAAAAAGUUGCACCGCUCUUCAAAAGUGUACGUUGGCGAUCAAGCAACUGUAUACGGGUAAACCUUCAGACGCGUAUGACGAGUAUUUAUGUAUGGCUGCCAUAACGGGACGCGAGAGCAUGGAGUACUUUUGUGAUGCGGUCAUCAAUUUAUAUCAAAAGGAGUUCUUACGUAGGCCGACAUCUCAUGACGUUGCUCUCAUCAAACAAGCUCAUGAAGAAAGACACUGCAUUCCAGGAAUGCUUGGUAAUCUUGAUUGUACACACAUCAAAUGGAGGAUGUGCCCUAAACAUUUAAAAGCGCAAUACAUGGGGGGUGAUCACAAGCAUUCGUUUUUCGGUCCUGCUGGAUCGAACAACGAUGUCAAUGUUUUGCAAUCGUCGUUGUUUCAAAACGAGCGUAAUGGAUCCACGCCAGACAGUUCAUUUAGCGUAAAUAGACAUGAUUACAAGCGUGGUUACUACCUUACCGAUGGAAUCUAUCCUAGGUGGGUUGCGUUUGUUAAAGCUUAUCCGCAACCAGUAGAACAAGAUGAAAAGAAACUUAAAAGACUACAAGUGGCUGCAAGAGAGGAUGUUGAGUGGGCGUGUACUAUACUACACAACAUGAUCAUCAAAGACAACGGGCGGACAAUAUCACCGGUUCAUAUUAUGGAUCCACCGGUGCCAAGAGUUUAUAACCCGGAAGCAUACCGGGAGUUACAAGACGAGGACGUGCAUCAUCGGCUCCGAUAUGAUCUCACGACGCAUGUAUCGGCUUUAGACUUAUCAUACCUUGAUGAUCCAGUGAUGCAGCCACCAUCAGUUGCGAGUUUGAUUUAG